GAUUGAGUUCCUGCCGCCCAAUACGACGUCACUAAUUCAGCCUAUGGAUCAGGGGGUUAUCAGGGCAUUCAAGACCCUAUACACGAGGAAUGCCUUAGCGAACCUGGUUUCUUCCGUGGAUGCCGCCCAAGAAGAUGACGAUUUCAACUUGAAGGCAUACUGGCGGCAGUACACAAUUGCUACGUGCCUCCAAAAUAUCCAGAAGGCAUUACAAGAGAUGAAGCCUGCCACCGUUAGCGCCAGCUGGAAGAAGUUGUGGCCCGAGGUUGUUUACGAAGACAAAGGAUUUACACUUGCCGAAAUCCAACACUCGGCAGUACAGAAAGCUGUGCAGUUGGCUGCGAUCAUUGGAGGUGAGGGCUUUGCAGACAUGACUGCGGAUGACGUCAACGAGCUACUAGACUGCCACUCCCAGCCGCUAACUGAAGAAGACCUCGAAGAGUUGAUAAAGUCGGCGAAAGAAGAAGAAGAGCAGCAAGAAACAGAAGAAGUUGUCUCCCCAACUGGCUUGACUUUGGAACAGCUCGCUGAGAUCUGCAGACUGGCUAAGGAUCUGCAAGAGCGGUCACAGGAAUGGGACGACGAUAUGGUUCGAUCGGUCCAAUUUUGCAACAAGAUCGACGACGUCAUGACCGGCUACAAGCUGCUCUUCAACCAGAAAAAGAAGCAGCGGUAG
Erpetoichthys calabaricus (reedfish) is the source of this 676-nucleotide messenger RNA. RefSeq names its product tigger transposable element-derived protein 1-like. The record is from RefSeq and is a predicted model, not a curated record. Bases 44 to 676 code for a protein of 210 amino acids. Lineage: Eukaryota; Metazoa; Chordata; Cladistia; Polypteriformes; Polypteridae. The transcript has 2 exons.